UGACAGGUAGGGACCUCGCUCAAUUGUUGCAGGAAGUUGGAAGUUGCGCAUGAAGACUAGCUGAGCACUAUGGCGCCUCUAGAUCUGGAUAAAUACGCAGAGAUUGCAAAACAGUGUAAAUACCUCCCAGAAAAUGACCUCAAGAGGUUAUGUGACUACGUGUGUGACCUUCUGCUGGAGGAGUCCAACGUUCAGCCCGUUUCCACUCCUGUGACAGUAUGUGGUGACAUACAUGGACAGUUUUAUGAUCUUUGUGAACUCUUCCGAACUGGCGGCCAGGUUCCGGACACAAAUUACAUCUUUAUGGGUGACUUUGUCGACCGAGGAUAUUACAGUUUGGAGACGUUCACCUACCUGCUGGUACUGAAAGCCAAAUGGCCCGACCGCAUCACACUUCUACGUGGAAACCACGAGAGCAGACAGAUCACCCAAGUUUAUGGCUUUUACGAUGAGUGCCAGACCAAGUAUGGGAAUGCAAAUGCCUGGCGUUAUUGCACCAAAGUGUUCGAUAUGUUAACAGUUGCGGCUCUGAUGGACGAGCAGAUCCUGUGUGUCCACGGAGGCCUCUCCCCAGACAUAAAAACUCUUGAUCAGAUUCGAACCAUUGAGCGGAACCAGGAGAUCCCCCACAAAGGAGCGUUCUGUGACCUGGUGUGGUCAGACCCUGAAGACGUGGACACUUGGGCCAUCAGCCCCAGAGGAGCUGGUUGGCUCUUUGGUGCAAAGGUCACAAAUGAGUUUGUCCACAUCAACAACCUGAAGCUGAUCUGCAGGGCACAUCAACUUGUCCACGAAGGCUACAAGUUCAUGUUUGACGAGAAGCUGGUCACAGUGUGGUCGGCUCCUAACUACUGCUAUCGCUGUGGCAACAUCGCCUCCAUCAUGGUCUUCAAAGACGCUAACACAAGAGAGCCAAAGCUCUUCCGAGCAGUGCCUGACUCUGAAAGAGUCAUUCCACCGCGAACAACAACACCCUAUUUCCUGUAAGCACAUAAAAAAACAGCGCAGCCAUUUGUUCAGUGCACAGAUGUUUACUGGGACAGUGGCAUCAGCACUUGUGAACCCAUAUGAAUUUUGUAUUGUGCAUUUUGAGUAUUUGCAGUGCAUUUCUUAGUGCCAACUGUCAAUUGUUAUUCCCACUCUGGCAUUUAAUGUCGUUAUUCUGCAGCUUAAAUCCCACUGAGAUAAUGCAGCAACAGAAGUUGGCCCUAGCAGAAUUGAUGUGCUGUUGAAAUGUUACAGAGGAAGGAUUAAAAUGACAAAAGUCAACUGACCCUUGUAAGAUGUUCAUAUUUAUAAAUCUCGAUUUUUACUUUACCAUAGAAAUUCAUUCUGCUGAGCAAAUUGCAGGUGCAGUAUUAUAUACAAUGUUUGAUUUCAUUUUGUUAUGGUAAUGCAUUAGAGCUGGAUGUUAGAUAGUAAAGCACUGCACACAAACACAUCUAUUCCGACAAAUUUCAAUGGCGUUAUAGAUUUAUUGUUAUCAUAUGAUCUUAUAAAUAAACAUGUAAACCUUAGAGUUGAUGUGUAAAAAAUGUACUAUAUCCAUUCGAGAUUUCUGUAUUAAGCCUGUGGUACCUUUUUAAAGUGCUCAUAUUCUGCU
This is a messenger RNA of Perca fluviatilis (European perch), 1603 nucleotides long. RefSeq names its product serine/threonine-protein phosphatase 6 catalytic subunit. Gene Ontology annotation, cellular component: cytoplasm. Gene Ontology annotation, molecular function: protein serine/threonine phosphatase activity. Lineage: Eukaryota; Metazoa; Chordata; Actinopteri; Perciformes; Percidae. Bases 70 to 987 code for a protein of 305 amino acids. The record is from RefSeq and is a predicted model, not a curated record. Gene Ontology annotation, biological process: G1/S transition of mitotic cell cycle; peptidyl-serine dephosphorylation. The transcript has 7 exons.